This is a messenger RNA of Candidula unifasciata, 3558 nucleotides long. The record is from the annotation of a GenBank genome assembly. NCBI's taxonomy places the organism in Eukaryota, Metazoa, Mollusca, Gastropoda, Stylommatophora, Geomitridae.
AUGUGGGUGAAGCCGCAGGAGGUUCUUUUGGCUAAUGCAUUAUGGGCAACAGAGCGAGCCAACCCUUUCUUUGUGAUGCAGAGAAGAAAGGGCUACGGUGGUGGUGGUCUGACUGGCUUGCUGGUAGGGACCCUGGACACUGUCCUUGACAAUAAGACACGACCUUACAGAAUUUUACAUCAGACAGAAGGCUCUGAGCUCAGUUACUCUGUGGCAGAAGCAAACAACAAGCGGGAAAUACAGCAGCACUGGGAGUGGUUGGAGAGCAACAUCGUCAACACUUUAGUGGCUUUUGAAAAUGUUGACGAUGUCACAGAGUUCAUCAAAUGCAAAAUUGAAAGUCUAGUUGCCAAUGUGGAUACUGCUAAAGAAGAUGAUGAGGUUGAAGACCUGAGGACAUCGACCAAAAAGUUUCGCAAGUAUUUCAACAUGCCAAAAGAGGAGAAGCUUGUCAAUCAUUACUCGUGCAGCUACUGGAAAGGCAACAUACCCCGGCAAGGGUGGAUGUACCUGAGUGUCAACCACCUCUGUUUUUAUUCAUUCCUCAUGGGAAAAGAAGCUAAACUCAUCCUGCGAUGGGCAGAUAUCACUAAACUGGAGAGAGGCAACAACAUGUUGCUCCCAGACAGUGUCAAAGUGUCCACCAGAGACGCACAUCAUUACUUCUCUAUGCUCCUGCACAGCAACGAAACAUUCAACCUCAUGGAGCAGCUGGCCAACAUGGCGAUGAAACAGCUGAUGCAGGAACCUGGAUUUCAAGAAGAUAAAUCAUUGGCAACAAAACUGACUUUAGCAAAAAAGAAAAAGAAAAUGUCGGUGCUCAAGCGAGAUCUUGAUGCCAAGGCUCGCAGUGAAAGAUUCAGGUUGGCUUUCCGUCUGCCUGUCACAGAGAAGUUGGAUGGAGAUGAGGAGUGUACGUUGUGGACCCCGUACAACAAGCAGCACGUAUGGGGGCGACUGUACCUCUCUAAUAACUACAUAUGUUUCACUAGCAGAGUCAAAGACCUCGUCACACUCAUCAUUCCUCUGAGAGAUGUUUCCCUGGUGGAGAGGAUAGACAACUCUGUCUCCGGAAACCUCAUUAACAAAGCCAUUCUGGUCACUACCAAAAACAAGACAAACUUUACUUUUUCGGAAUUCCAAGACCGCAACUUCAUACUGGAGAGAAUUUCUGAUUUCCUAUCUAGGCAGCCGACCAUGCAAAGGCCUAGUGUGUCUGAGGAUAAGAAUGCCGAAAAUGAUGCUGUAGAACUGAACUUCCAACCAGCUUUGAUGAGCAUCUUCUCUACAUCUGAACAUUCAGAGCUUUCUCCAAAAGAUGAAGCCAAAGAGGCAGCCAAGGAGCAUUUGUGGGAUCUCCAUUUUGCAGAGUUUGGCAGGGGCAUGUGUAUGUAUCGAACACACGACACACUUCAGCUGGUCCUCAAGGGCAUUCCGGAUCAGUACCGGGGGGAGAUGUGGAUGGUGUUCUCUGGUGCUGUAAAUGAGAUGGCCACCCACCCCAACUACUACGCAGACAUCGUGAAACAGAGCAAGGGCCACUCCUCCAUCGCAACAGAUGAGAUUGAGAGGGACCUGCACAGAUCACUGCCGGAGCACCCAGCUUUCCAGACGGACCGAGGUAUUGGGGCUUUGAGGAGGGUCUUGACAGCCUAUGCCUGGAGAAACCCUAACAUUGGAUACUGUCAAGCCAUGAACAUUGUCACCAGCGUCUUGCUGUUGUACGUCAGCGAGGAGGAGGCUUUCUGGCUGCUAACUGCCAUCUGUGAGAGGCUGCUGCCCGAUUAUUACAAUACCAAAGUUGUGGGGGCUCUGAUCGAUCAAGGUGUGUUUGAGGAUCUGAUCUCAGACUACCUGCCAAACCUCCAUGAGAAGCUGGAAACAUUGGGUCUGCUGAGUAUGAUCUCCCUGGCUUGGUUCUUGACCAUUUUUCUCAGCGUCAUGCCUUUUAACUGUGCCGUUAAUAUCCUUGACUGUUUCUUCUAUGAUGGAGCAAGGGUUAUAUUCCAAGUCGCCCUGACCAUUCUUGACACCAAGAGAGAAGAGCUCCUAGCCUGUCGUGAGGAUGGAGAAGCAAUGGCUGUCCUGUGUGACUUCAUGGACAACAUAGUCAACAGUAACUCCACAACACCAAACAUCAUGCAUACAUCCAAUUCUUUUGGGGAAGACAAGUCUGUGGAGAACAGUGUUGAUGUCAGCGACAUCAUCCAGUCAAGCUACCAGAAAUUCUGGUCAAUCACCAAUCAGGACAUCAAUAAACUGCGUCUGAAGCAUCGGCUCAAAGUCGUCCAGACAAUUGAAGACAGCGUCAAAAGAAACAUCUUACGGAGUGUGGCUACACACACGAAAUUUGAAGGCAAGGAGCUGGAGGAUUUGUACUUCCUGUUUAAGGAAGAAUACCUCACUUCCUGUUACUGGCGCACUAGUCAACAUGUGGACACGACAGAUAAAUUUGACCCCAAUCGACCCUAUUAUGACCAGUACAAAGUUGAUUUUGACCAGUUUCGAACUCUGUUCCUAUCACUGUCACCAUGGGCGACGGGACAGCAUGCACCAGUGCUAGCACUGAGAACUUUUCGGUUGCUCGAUGAAAACAAGGACAACCUGAUCAACUUCAAGGAGUUUGUCAGUGUCCUGGGCAUCAUGUGCAAGGCUGAUGUCACAGCAAGGAUCAAACUGUUGUAUCUGCUACAUUUGCCACCAGCGCUGCUGCCCACAGACCCUUUAGAUGAUUCUCCUAGCUCUCCCAAAUCGGAAGGUAUUGUUGACCCGCGGCCACAGCUAGUGGAACUGGUUCCUGUUGGGACACCAUCAAAUAUUGACAGUGAAGAGGAGGAGGAGGAGAGUUCUCAGUCAGAGGAUAGCAGGGUGGAUCCUGAGCCAGCUGGUGAUGUCCAGUUUAUUCAGAUGUGGCGCUCGCUGUAUGACAUGUUUACCGAUUCAUCUGAUGAGCAACAGUUGUAUCACAGUAUCGCAACUGUCGGAACACUGCUCCUGCAGAUCGGAGAAGUUGGGAAACGGUUUCGCAACUCAAGUUCUAGUUCGGGAAUUUCUGUAGAUGAGAAAUCUAGUCCUGUUGUCGAGGGGAAGACUUUGUCGUCUGCAGCUGUUGGUGAUUUUGGGAAAGCUAAAGAAGCUGAUGUUGAGAGUGGUGAUGUUGUAGAUGAUGAUGAUAAGACAGUGGAGCAGACUGCCAGUAAAACUGGGGCUCAAGGUGAUGCUGUGUCUCAGGGUGAAGAGGGUAAUGGAGAAGAUGUGCGUGACAUCAGGCAAGACCCAGAGAAUAUCAAAGGAGCUGAACUUCAGGCAGAACCUCAAGCUGUGCCAAUAAGAUCACCAAUCGCAAGUGCAGAUUCAGAAAAGGGAUCACCCCGAAACACAAGUAAACCUGAUGAUGAUUGGUCAAUUUCCUUUGAACAGUUGUUGGCCUCAGUGUUAACAGAAACGCCAUUGGUUGAUUUCUUUGAAAGAAUAUAUGAUACAACCGAGGCCGUUGCAGCUCUUCGUAAUCGAAGACUGAUAACACGAGCCAACCCUCGGCCAGAAAACAAGUCCUAG